GGUUGAGUCCCAAAGUAUGUCUUUUCACACCACAAGCAAGUUAUCAUCCUUUACCAGCGCUACAGCCACCACCAGGCUCUGUGCAGAAAUGGCCUCUUCCAUUGCGAGCACAUCGCGUGUGCUUCUCUCCCGGCACAGCGUCCGGCCUUCCUGGGAGUGCAUCUGCCCCUCGCGCUUCUCCAGAAGCAUCACCUCUUCCACUUUACUCGGCGCAGAGUCGCCCGAAUCGCCAGCACGAGCUCAUCGCCCUUCUUCUCCCAGUUCCAGCACGCCGGCAGAGCUUGCUCGAGUGCUAGGAAACAAGACUGGGGAGGAUGUACGACCGUCCAGCUUCUCACCUGGAGCUUCGGCCACUCGCGCUCGGCGAAGGACGUUCGAAGCACGCCAGGCCGCUGCGGGCCGCGUACAAGGCCUCUCUAACGGUAGUGCUUCUCCUCCUUCGCCCGGGCAACAACAAAAUUCAGUCCGAAUGCCCAGCGAGCGCUUGGCGCAGCCUCUCUCCAACCCUUACCUUCAGAAAAGGCCAGGCUACACCCCAGACAACAUCCCGCCAGCGACGAACCCGCUUCUCGCGACAAUCGUCGGUCUGCUAACGAAAGAUGGCAAGAAGGCCAAAGCGAUGCGCCAAGUCUCAGACGUCCUGGGCCAUCUGAUGCGUGCAACCAACUCGUCACCUUUGCCCAUCCUCAGCGCCGCCAUCGAGCUCGCAUCACCGCUAGUGCGCAUGCAGUCGUCAAAAUCAGGAGGCAAGCAGGUCCAAGUGCCGCUGCCGCUCAACGAAAAGCAGCGCACGCGCCGAGCAAUCGUUUCCAUCCUCGAGGCCAGCAAAAAGAGGGGUGAUGCAGAGCUCAGUGCAAGGGUAGCAAGAGAGGUCAUCGCUGUCGUCGAAGGGAACAGCAGCGUGCUGCAGAGGAAGGAAGAGAUCCACAAGGUUGCGCUGGCGAACAGGGCAAAUGCCUCGGUCCGCAUCUGAGAAUGUACAUAAGCAGCUGCCUUGUCUCAUCUUCAAGCUUCCCUCGUUCUCGUAUGAGCCCGAACAAGAUGCGCUUGUUGAGUUUGACGAUUAAUGAACGUAGUGAAAGACUACACUCUUUCAACAACAUCCGGACACAUGUCAGUGACAAUGACGCUCUAGGUUGACAUGGGGGUCAUCAGCGGGCAAAUUUGCGAUGGACCAUCUUGAAGCAGACCACGAAAGGUCGCGUCCGCAUUAUGUAUCGUAGAGAGUCAAAGGGCGCUCGAAAUAUGAAAUAUA
Messenger RNA from Tilletiaria anomala UBC 951, 1255 nucleotides. Its product is annotated as ribosomal protein S7. The record is from RefSeq and is a predicted model, not a curated record. Gene Ontology annotation, cellular component: ribosome. Gene Ontology annotation, biological process: translation; ribosomal small subunit assembly. Gene Ontology annotation, molecular function: structural constituent of ribosome; rRNA binding; mRNA binding. Lineage: Eukaryota; Fungi; Basidiomycota; Exobasidiomycetes; Georgefischeriales; Tilletiariaceae. The transcript has a single exon. The coding region runs from base 89 to 973 and encodes 294 amino acids.